UAUGGAGUCAUUGAGUGUGUCAUCGUUAAGUGUUCUUAAAGUGAUGGUUGUUGGUGACAUUAGCGUGGGGAAAACGAGUUUGUUGCGAAGAUUCCAUGAGCACACGUUUGAUGAAACGCAAUCUGGGUUUUCUGUUGGAGUUGACUUCGUCAUUCAUAAUAUUAGGAUUGACGGGAAAGUCUUAAAGCUACACCUGUGGGACACUGCCGGUGAAGAGAGGCAUCGUUCAUUAACUGAAAUCUACUAUCGUGGAACACUGGGUGCAAUGCUUGUCUUCGAUGUCUCACAAAGGCAAUCCAUCGAAAACAUCAAAACCUACUGGCUACCAGAGCUGCUUCGUAGAACAGAAUCUGAUGUAGCGAAAGUAUUGGUAGGAAAUAAGAGUGACUUGGAGGCUGAAGUUAGCUGUGAAGAAGCUCGGGACGUAGCUGCUUCAUACGGCAUGUCAUACAUCGAAACGAGUGCUAAACUUGACAGCAACGUCAAUGAGGCCUUCACCACACUCACGCAAAUGAUCACAGAACGUUUCAGUCAAGAGCAGUUGUCAACUCCCUCCACGACAGCAUCACCAAUGGAGAGUCUCUUCUUACACGAACACAACCAGCCGAGUGCUGGACAAGGCACCUGGGCAUGUUGCCCGUAGAAUAGUGACAAACAACAACAACAACACACACACACACACACACACACACAGUCAUACACCUAACGCUACUUAAUUAUAAUAAACCUUGAGUCCAUAAAUUUUUUAUUAACUAUUAUGUUGUAUUAUAUAACAUUAUUGAUAUCAACAAGUAUAUAAAUUUGUAGUUGAUUGGCAAGCUUGUUACUGAACACUUUGGCAUCACAGCUAACUGUUUGUUGCAGGGUGGAGAGCAGCUGCGACCAACAGACAGACAGACAGACUGACAGACAAUAGACAAACAGACGACAGACAGACA
This is a messenger RNA of Corticium candelabrum, 938 nucleotides long. Its product is annotated as ras-related protein Rab-1-like. Bases 2 to 643 code for a protein of 213 amino acids. Gene Ontology annotation, molecular function: GTPase activity; GTP binding. The record is from RefSeq and is a predicted model, not a curated record. Lineage: Eukaryota; Metazoa; Porifera; Homoscleromorpha; Homosclerophorida; Plakinidae. Gene Ontology annotation, biological process: vesicle-mediated transport. The transcript is spliced from 4 exons.